AUGUACAAGUCUAAGGCAAGGGAGUCAUGGCAUGAGUUAGCAAAUGCUUUUUCGAAUGAAAGAAUCUUGUUCUCAUUAAAUUCUGCUCACCAACGUUCACUAGCUCAAACACUUGUUCUUUCAGCUUCUGGCAUGAGAACUUCAGAGGCUUCCAAUCAGUAUGUAAGGGGUCUCAUGGGUCAUAUGGUGUCUUAUCUAGUGGAAAUGUCUGGCAAGAAUGAUCUCAAACAGGUUGUCCAACAGCCAGAUGUUAUCCUGUUGGUCUGUUGUUUGUUGGAGCGGCUUCGAGGUGCUGCUAGUGCAUCGGAACCUCGCACGCAGAAGGCGAUUUAUGAGAUGGGAUUUUCUGUAAUGAACGCUGUUCUGAUCUUUCUUGAGCUCUACAAACACGAGGUAUUAAUUGCAUGA
Ilex paraguariensis (yerba mate) is the source of this 408-nucleotide messenger RNA. Lineage: Eukaryota; Viridiplantae; Streptophyta; Magnoliopsida; Aquifoliales; Aquifoliaceae. The record is from the annotation of a GenBank genome assembly.